GUGCCCAGUCAUGGCAGGAGGCCUGUUCUCCAUCGACAAGAAGUACUUCUUUGAGCUGGGAGCCUACGACCCUGGGCUGGACGUCUGGGGAGGUGAAAACAUGGAGAUUUCCUUCAAGGUCUGGAUGUGCGGGGGAGAGAUCGAGAUCGUGCCGUGCUCCCGGGUCGGGCACAUCUUCAGGAACGACAACCCCUACCCCUUCCCGAAGGACCGGGUGAGGACGGUGGAGAGGAACCUGGCGCGGGUGGCCGAGGUGUGGCUGGACGAGUACAAGGAGCUGUUCUACGGCCACGCGUACCACCUGCUCCGGAGGGGCCUGGACCUGGGCGACCUGGCCCCGCAGAUGCAGCUGCGCAGGAGGCUGCGCUGCAAAAGCUUCCGCUGGUACCUGGAGAACGUCUACCCCGACCUGGAGGCUCCCCUGGUCAAAGCCGGCGGGCUGCUCGUGAACAUGGCCACGGCAAGGUGCGUCGCGGCGGAGAACACCACGCUGGCGUUGGAGGAGUGCGAUGUUAACGACGAGCACCAGAGGUUCAACUACACGUGGCUGCGGCUGCUCCGGCACCAGGAGCUCUGCGUGGCCCCAGUCGGUGCCGGGGGAGCCCUGGGCCUGCGCCGCUGCGGGGACGGGGACGGGAACCGCGGCCUGGCCUGGCUGCACAGGGCGCUGGUGCGGGCAGAGCUGAGGGACCACCUGAUGGCGGAGCAGCCCCCACGGCCGAUGUGCCUGGAGGGGGAUCCCAUGCACGGCGCCCUGCGGAUGAGCCCCUGCGACGCCACCAGCCCCUACCAGAAGUGGCAAUUCGGGACUUACCACGCGGACUGA
Molecule: messenger RNA, 826 nt
Organism: Mesitornis unicolor (brown roatelo)
Lineage: Eukaryota; Metazoa; Chordata; Aves; Mesitornithiformes; Mesitornithidae
Gene: GALNT5
Product: polypeptide N-acetylgalactosaminyltransferase 5
Exons: 5
Cellular component (GO): Golgi apparatus
Source: RefSeq, a predicted model, not a curated record